AUGGCUUUAGUUGCAAAUACUGGUACGCAACUUAUAUCUUUAUUUGAUGGCAAUGCUCAAGCUAAGGCAACGGAAAUUUACACACGUAUUCCUGGUACGUUAAUUAAAUUUUUAGAAAAAAAAGAAAUAAUAAAAAAAGUUAAUUUUCGUCGGGAUUUUGCUGCCAAUCAAAAAUCUAUGGGAACUGAAAAAAAUAUCGACUUUAAUGAAUUUACUAAAUGUUUACGAGAUUCAAUUAAAGAAGGUUUUACAGUGUCAAAUGUAACUGAAGUACAACCAGAAAAUCUUAGUGAUGAUAUUACCAAAGAAUUUCGUAGACAAGCAACAAAACGGGCUAAGCCAGGCGAAAAAUUAACAACAAUUAUUCGAUUUAAUGCAGAAUAUGACAAAAAAGGUGUACCAUAUUGGACAAGGGUUAAUGCAUAUGUUUAUAUACAUAUAGUUGAAGAGUGUGAAGACAAUUGGCUUGCAACGAAUCAAUAUAAAUUUGGUUACGAUUUAACAAUUGAAUUGAAUGGAAUAUCAGUUGAUUCGGACAAAGCAAUCAAGUUAAGUGAAUUAAUUGCUAAAAGUGAUGUUUCUGCUGCAAUUGCAGCGAUUGAAUCUCAAUGUGCAUUAACAUGGGACGAUUUGUAG
Molecule: messenger RNA, 636 nt
Organism: Rotaria sp. Silwood2
Lineage: Eukaryota; Metazoa; Rotifera; Eurotatoria; Philodinida; Philodinidae
Source: the annotation of a GenBank genome assembly